This is a messenger RNA of Dinoponera quadriceps, 8481 nucleotides long. RefSeq lists its product as uncharacterized. The record is from RefSeq and is a predicted model, not a curated record. The transcript is spliced from 3 exons. The coding region runs from base 1589 to 3553 and encodes 654 amino acids. NCBI's taxonomy places the organism in Eukaryota, Metazoa, Arthropoda, Insecta, Hymenoptera, Formicidae.
CACGCAGAUGGUGAAUGGAGGGGACCGAGCAAGCGUGGAGGGCACACGCUGCGCUCUCGCGUUCGCCUGCUUCGCUCGGCGCGCUCAGUCGUUCGCCGCGCGCGCGCCAAGCUGACACGCGCAGCCCCGUAGCUCGCAGUUCCCACAGUUCGUGUCGAGCCGCGUGCGAGGUUCCAGCACCGUCGGCACCGAGGGAUCGAUCACACCCCUUCAGAGCACGCGGCCCAGUGAUAACGCUUCGCGUCCGGGGGUUGGGGGGGAUUGUUACCGCUGAGUACCGGAGGACGGAGGAGGAAAGAGGGAGAGAGAGAGAGUGUGCGACUGUUAACCGCAACUGCCCGGUGCGUCGGCCCACGUGAACAUCCACUUUCUGUUGUGUUUGACGCGAGUGCUCGAUCCGGCGAAUCGAUAUCACGUCGAGUGACGUACACCGGACGCAACAACAGCGAGCAGUGCGUCGAUAAAAGUUGCCCGGCUGACUCAACUAUCGCGCCGUUCAUUUCGGAGUAACCGGCUGUCUCGUUAUUCUCGUAGGAUCCUUCGAGUGACACGACACUUCGUUUAUCGAGAGGGAGGGUAUCGCGCCCGAGAGCUUCGAGAUAUCGAACGCGGCGAUCGAUAGUAGUAGUCGUAGUAAGUUGUCGUGCGCGCGGGAAACGUCGCUCCGCGCGAGACGAACGUCACGCUCUCUCUCUCUCUCUCUCUCUCGCUCGCUCGCACGCAAGUCGCGACUGGCCUGUCGUCGGCCAGCUCUUAUAAAACUUAUCUUCGCGCCGUGAUAAGCUCAUCAAUCAAAUACGAAGGCGCGUCCGAUCGGAGCGAGAUCGCGCGACCCCGCGCGCGACAACAAUCCGGAGCGCGCUCGGGACGAAUGGGCGCGUCUCGCUCGUAAUAGGUGACGCGAUUAUUUCUUCGCAAUUCAUUCUCAGUCUUCCCUCGAGAUCGAAGACACGAGAGCCAAGACGAGGACACCGCUCACGGAACGAUGACAGAUCGGAGUAACCAAGUCGUCGUCGUCGGCGGAUCAAUCAAGCGGAAACGCGAGGAUCGCCGAGCAGCUUGAGAUUUUCCAGCGGGAACUCGAUCGGUGAACUCGUCAGUUCGCGGACAUCACAAGGAGAGUCACCCUGAGCCUCCUCUUUAUCUCUCUCUCUCUCUCUCUCUCACACACACACACUUUCUUGGCGAUAAUAGCUCGGCGAGAAUCGGAGCUCGCGUUCUUCUCGAGCACGGGUCACGCGUUCGAGCGUCGAUCGAAUUAAAAAAAUACCAAGCGACGGUCAACAAGGAGGACAAGCGAAAGAUAACCGAGGCGAGGCGGCACGCAGAAGGAGCGUCGGUGGAAAGGAGGAGGUCCCAGCCGGCGCCUUCUUCUUCGUCUCUCCUCUUCUUCUGCUCGCGCGACGAACCCGGCGAAGGAAAUUACGACGAUCGUCAGCUGUCGAUCCCGCGCGAGUUUGGCCUCUCGUUCCUCGGCAGCUACGGCGGCGAGGAGGAGGAAGCCGAGGACGGAGUGCAGUGUCGUUUCGGUGUUAUUUGGAGUACCGGCGGAGGAUCGCCUACGGGGGAGGCUACGGGGCGAGCGGGAAUGCGCGAGAGCGAUCGGUAUGACGAGCGACGCGAACUGAUGCUUCGGGAGCGAGAGGAAGCGCUCGGGAAGGAAGCCAGGAUGAUGAUGGCGCCGCAGAUCGUGGGUGUCCUGCUGAAGAAACCGGGACAGCAGACGCACCCACGAUUGCCGCCCUUGGACCCGCAGGAGACCAAGAUUAAGGGCGAACUGUACGUGGAGGAUCUGGGCGAGAGGCGGACGGUCUCCAUCAGGAUGGGCUGGCUGUGGGUCGAAGGCACCCCGAUGCGGCUACCAUUGAGGGCAUUGAACCUCCGUCAAGCGCCGUCAGGUCUCUGUCAGCCGCACGCGCUCGCUCUAGGAUUUACCCUGAGCAACUCGCAGGGUCGUUCGCUCGCCACCUUCUGGGCGGACACGGAACCGAUCUACUGGUCUUGGGUCAGAGCGAUUGCGGCCGAGCUGGUCCGUCAGACGCCAUUCCGCGCUCAACGAUGCUUGAAUUUCCUGGAGAUACUGACCAUUUGUCCGCGUGGUCCAGUCCCUUUGCCGGAAAGCCCGACGGAAACGAGAAGACGAUCGCGCAGCGAGCUGCGCUGCUGGCCGAGCGACUCUCCGAUGGAGAAGACGACGAUCAGCAGCGCGACGAUACUGGACGAGAGCAGGAGGCGCGCGAAGAGCGAGCUGCGCUUACGCUGGUCCAGCAGCAACUCGAGCGACGAGGACCUCGGUGAAUUUCGCAGCAUACCCGCCAUCAUCGGCGCCAAGGAGCAACCGGUCGGCAGGAUAUGGGGGUGCAGCGAGAGCAGCGAGGGUAGCGACGACAGUCUGCCUUGGGGAGGCGGCGUGUGUCGGUCCAGCGUGGACUCCGUGGACUCUGGCGUUCCCUUGCUGGAACCGGAGACGCGGGAACAGAGGAUCCAGAGGUACAAGGAGGCACGUAGACGCGAGAACGAGGCGAGGAGCCGGCGAGUGCUCGAGGAGGACGCGAGACGACGGCGGGCGCGAGCGGAGGAGAACAACAACAAUCUGCCGAAGAUCCUCGGCUCCUCCUCCGGCAGGACGAGGACGAAUCGAGCGGCCUACGCCGUCAACGACAACGACGACGUUCAGCCGCGCUUGUCCAAGAGAGAGACGCCGCCCGUCGUCGACGUCCCGAUCACGCGGAACGAAAAUUCGAUCGUCGAUCGGCUGCCGCCGGUUAAGCCGAGCGAGCCCGGCACGGUGAGGUUCGAGGAGAACCACCGGAACGAGGACGACAAGCGCAACAACAACAGCCCGAAGAACGGCAACAACGGCAGCACCGGCAUACUCAGGUCGGACAUCUGCGAGAGGAGAAGCCGCGCCAGAGAGAGAAGGAUCGUCCGCGACAAGGGCCAAAUACCGCAGCAUCAACAGUUCGCCAGCGUCACCAGCGUGGAGACCUUGCAGGAACGCAAAGAGCGUCUGGCACUUUUGUCCUCCAGGAUCCCCGUACCUCGCCAGACGUCACAGUCCUGUCCGAGGUCCGUGUCGUCGGAUUACCCUGCGACUGCCUCUCCGAAAUCACCGGGUUCUCCGUCGACCUCGGGGGUGCCGCCUUGCGAAGAGGACGUCGCCAAGCUUCUAGAGCGGUGCCAGAGGGUGGACCACUAUGUGCCGGUGCGGGAGAAGCUCACCCUAUUCGAGUCUCUUUCGAGGCUAGGCGGGCGUCUAGCCAGGAGCACGGAGGAUCUCGGCCGUACGUCUUCCAAGCCCAGUCCCAGAGGCAAGCAGCGUGCCAGGUCUCUUCAUGAUCUCAACCGCGGUGCCAGAGCCGUGCCCGUGAGGGAGAUGUGCCGGUUCUUCGAGGGUGACGCCGUGGAGCAGGAGGCGUGCCAGAAGGCGACGAUUCUCGCGAAGCCGCGAUUCAGCGACCCACCCUCGAGGAACGCGUGGAAGGAACCGAGCAUGAAGCACGAGGCGUCCUGCAUCACCGCUUCCACCAGGAGGAGGCACUAUCUCAAGUGAUCGCCGAUGGACCCGGAUCGCACUCGGGAGAAGGAAAGUCCCGCUCGAGACUUCGCCGAAUACGAUGAGAGAGUUGCCAGCGAGCUGUCUGUUUGAUCGUAUAAUAUGUGUGUCCUUCAUCGUGUAAAACGUCAAACCGACCAAAUUUUCGUAACCAGUGUGGGAGCCAACGAUAUUUUCCAAACGACCACGUAUAUGUUACACAGUGAAAUAUAAAAACGUCAAUUUUACGCGCCAGAAAGUCCAGAUCUACGAAUCCGAAUUUCAAGUAUAAAAAUAACUCAUCGGUCAAUUGGAAUUCGCAUUUCGAAUUUAUCGACUAAAAUAAUGCACAACGGAUGAGUUGUUUUUACUUAAAAUCUAGAGUGAACUUUCCCGGACACGAGAAUGGCAUUUUACUUUUCGCUGUGUACGCGGAUAGUAGUUGCCCCGAACCUUUUCCAAACGAGAAGCUCAAGUUCCAAAAAGUCUCACCCAUCGAUUCAGGUUCCAAAAUCCCAUCGGAGACUCUUCCGAUUGAUCGGAAGAUCGGUCGAUCGGUGAUUCAAAAACACCCGCUAGAAAAUUGUCGUCGGAGCGAGGGAUUCGUGCGAGCUCUACGGUCGAGUCGACGGUAAAUUUUUCCCGACGGCGCUCGCGAAGUUCCUUCUUCCCAAGAGAAGAAGCUGACGCGACCGAGAGCGUUUAGACUAGAAUCGACUCUGCCGAUUGUGUCGCGAACGAUCGUCACACUUGCGCCGAGAGAAAGCCGCCGCGCACCGGCUUUUUUACACGCUCGAGGCUCCGAACUGUACUCAAUUCUCUCGAUUGCCGGUUGUCCCGAUCGGCCGUCAAGGCGUAAAGAGAGAAAAAGAAAAAAAAAAGAAACAGGCGUCGAUGCUCGUUCGCGCGCGCCUUACGAAAGUGAGAAGCCGGUGGAAGCCGGCGAGAAUCCGAUCGCCGUAGAAAUUUCCCACAUUCGAUCCAAGUUUCACCUCUAUUCGUUACGCCAAUGUCGUUUCGGGUCGCAGACAAUCGCGUCUGCUCGUAUUUCAAAAUAUAAAGUAACGGCGCAACGCCUAUCGCACGAUUGUGCGUAUCAGCGAGAUCGAGCGUGGCUGAUCGUGACAUGAAGGGAACGAAGAAAAGAGAGGAAGUGAGAAAGAAAAAAAGAGAGAGAGAGAGAGAGAGGAGUGAGGAGGGGAAUACAGAGUGAAAGAGCGGGUUGGAGGAAGGGGGGGGGGGGAAUUGGAGAAACCGGUAAUUUACGUUCACCGAGCGAUUGCCGUAAUGUUGAACACCUGUAUGUAUACAAACUGUACGUGAGCCGGUCGUCGCGCUCAGUUUUUGAUUAGCCUGAAUUCGCUCGUCCGGAUUCUAAUCGGCCGAUAGUUAAAUAGUUAACUGUCCAAAGAGACGUGGUAAUGAACGAUCAAUCUCGCGCGGUCGCUCGCACGCGUCGUUUGCCUAACUACAAUAAUUACGAGUGAAAUUUGUACAUAAUCGACCAAUCUUCCGUCUUGUACCUGAAAUCGUUGAUUCUACGAUCUUUUUCCGCUUUUCUCUGCUCGUUUCUCAGAUAACAAACGAAACGAGAUAUAGUUUACUUUUUGUUACGUGCUUCUCUCUCGUUGCGAUUGUAAAUAAACGUCCCGUUAACGAUGGUUUAUAGAUAUUCGUGUAUAUGAUGUAUAUUGUUGUGGAACGUUGUCCCUAAUACUCCCGCCAUCGGUGUAGCUGUCGUUCUCAGUGUUGAACUUCGCGAACGUCCGUCUGGAAGCCCAGCAUGUGGAUCAGCGAGUCCACUACCGGCCAUUUGAAGUCAGACCGACAAUAUCCGCUCAUACGGAGUCCUCCCUCGCUCUCUCGCUUCUCUUCGUAAUUGAGGACCAACAGCGUGUCGAAAUUGGAGUGAGUCCUAAUUCUACCUAUAUGAGAUCGAACGAAAGGGGAAAUGGAUGGACGUCGAAGUUGCGUUCUUUCACGAGACACAUGUCGAUACGGAGGAAAACAUGAAAAACGAAAUUUGUCCGUCGAGAGAUUCUUCGAGGGAGAGAAAAAUCCAGUUGUUCGGGACGAAUCUGCGACAACGCGAGGAAGAAUACAGUAACACUUGUUUGUUGCAGGAUCAUUAUCGUGCGUUUUGCAAAUUAAUAUUGCGUUAUUGCCGAUGUCAGGCGCACACUCGAAUGCGGAUAACACGGCAACGCUGACGCGCACACGGAAAAUAAUUUUGUACAGAUAAUUGAAUUGCCGUCGAGGCGUCUGCUAUCUUUUACGCUCGAGGAGGGCCGUCACUUAUUUUUGUAUCUCGUUUGUUGUAAAGUGUAUGAUUUGCGUUUGCCUUGCGUUACGUGUAUAGAUUUGUGAGCGUAAAUGUGAGCGAGAUCGAGGUAUAUUUACAUUGUAAAGAAAAACGUGCGGAGGCAGGUAUAAUUGAUUCGAGGCAGAGCGAUCGGGGACCAACGCGACAACUCAUCGUUAACUCGUCUACGUCACUCGCAUUCAGGCCGCUCUCGUCGAAGGUAUUCUGGAGCUCUAGGGAUGAAAUUUCCACCGUCAAAUUGUCACUUCUCACUUGUAUGUCCACGACAGACGGAGCGUUGAAGAGAUCAGUUGUAUCGUUUAUCAUUAUUAUCCGUCAAUAUUUUCACAAGAGAAAACGUGAUUGUUCCUCACGCAUCCGAAAGAGCUCCAGGAUACGAUUAAUCAGGACCCGAUCGCGAAGUCGACUGCAGUCGACGACCGUCUACAGGGUGAAAUUCGAAUGGAACCGUCCGUCGUGUAUCCGGCAGGUGGGUUCGCGCGAGACGGUGCCGUUCGUCGAUGUCACCCGUACGAAGGGUCGAUCGCCAAAGAGGUCUUCUAGUCCCUCGUCGGAUAAUUCCGAAAAGGUCAUCCCCCCAUGUACGUAUAUAAUUAUCCCCCCCCCCCUUCUCUCGAUAUAUACUCCAACUUUUAACUGCGCCCACGCCCCCACGAAUAAUUGUCAAACGGCGCGAAGCGCGCGCCGUCCGCGGCGCAGUUUCGCGGCGAAAGUCGCGCGUCUUUGUAUUUACCUUUGUUGUAAUAAAAAGGGACGAAUAAUGGCCGUUACAUAAAAGCGAUUGUGUCGUUAGAAAGCCGACAGGGGCCUUGGCGGCCGCCGCGGCUAGCAUUCCCGUUCUGUUUAUUUCCUCAUAGUUAUUCACGCUCGUACCUUUUUCACCCGAACGCCCACGCGAAUCGCCGUUUUCCCUCUCCCUCUUUACGGCGACGCAUUCCGAUCCGACGUUGAUUUCCGCGAAACCGGUGGAAUUGACAAUUUCGCGCCUCCAGGGUGCCUGCUCGAAUCUGAAAAAUAUACCCUGACAAUUUUCAAUCAACCACAUAAUAUUUGUCUGUGAACAACGCGAUAACGUGACUUGCGGGCGAACGUCGAUUUGAAAUCCCCGAUCUCUUCAGGCACGAACAAAUCCCCGGAGAAUCGCAGGUUUCCUGGAUUUUUCCCAGGUAAUAGACACGCCGGCCUCUUUCGGCGAACGAGUACUCGCGGCGGGAAUCUCGAGAGCUGAAGAAAUAUUUAAUGUCGAUUACUCGGAGGCUUGACUUUUCCGCUGUCCGACGGCGAAUUCAAUGUUGACGUUUCAUUUUCCAUCGGCUAAAUGCGUUUGCGUCACGUUCCCCACCCGUUCGCUUUCGAGUUUCUCUCUCGUGCGCGCGCGCGAAUCGCGCGCACGUUCGUGAAAAAGCCGGGCGCUAAUUACCUCGGCUUUCGCAAGAUCAAGCGGACUGCGAGAUUGCGCGCGGCCGGCUAUUCUCACAUACGCGAGCGAUAUAAGCGGCGUUUUCCGGAUGACACGUCAGAAAUUCACGAGCCACGAUUGUUACGCGAGCUCACGGGAAACUAAAGCCGGCUGCCUUUCGCGCGCGUGCACUGCGAGCCUGCUCCGUGUUUUUGCAACGGAAAACGGAAACCGGCUCGCUGAACGAGCGAGCGAGCGUACGAGGAAACGCAGAGCGUUCUCUCGUCAGCUAAGAAUACAACCGAAUGUUGUCCGAGGCUCCCUUAUCUAACCGGAAGCGGGACGCGCCGAGAUUUUCGUCUUUGCGAGCGUUCCUUUCGCGGAGCUCGCUCGCGCGUGAGCGAGCGCUAACGUGCGCGCGCUCGGGAUCCGCGUUUGCGUAACGGACACGUCGGGUACGCGUCACUCCAAUGUUUAUUCAUUCGGUUAUUUACGCGCAAACUCGCUCGCGAGUUUAUAUCACCGGCCACCGGCUGUACGCGAGGCGCGUGUAAUUCCCAUUCUUUUGACGCUCGUUCGCGUAAAAGCGACGGCGCAUGCCGAGGUGCGCGCGAGGAAAACCGAUCGAGAGUCUGCGGUGAUCCACUUGCGACCUUUUUUUUACACGGGAACCCGUCCCGCGCGCCGGAAUCGCCGGAGCGUCGCCGCGCGCGCGCGGGCUCGACGAGGCGUCGAUCGACCGGACGGCUUCCCUUCUUCCCGCGGCAGCUAGUUUCUUCGACGGAAAAAAUCGCCGUUGCUUCUCACUCGGCGACAUCGCAGAUUUCCAAACCUCAUUCGCGGAAGAUGUCGAAUCUCUCUCUCUCUCUCUCUCUCUCUCUCUUGAUGUAUUCGCCGCAUUCGAGGAGACAUCGCGACUUUCACUCAUUAUAGCUGUCAAAACUACUUUUUAAUUAAGACGUAUGCGAACUUUUACAGUCUGUUUCGCAUAAAAAUUCACCGCGACUAUCGCGUCCCGUUUGCGCGCGGAAACAGAUUGUGAUUUCAAUUUUUUAAUAUUCACCGACGACGCCGGCGGGGAAGAGGGAAGAGGGAGAAAGGGAGACGGAGACCCAGCAGUAUGAUUUAAACAUGUCCGUUACACAACGUUGAAAACUUUUCCGGCUUGCCGUCUACAUUGAAAGAAAAAAGCGCCGCCGAUCAAGUAAUAUUCGCUUGUACGUA